Cucurbita moschata (crookneck pumpkin) is the source of this 1352-nucleotide messenger RNA. RefSeq names its product PHD finger protein ALFIN-LIKE 4-like. The transcript has 5 exons. Gene Ontology annotation, molecular function: histone binding; transcription cis-regulatory region binding; transcription coregulator activity. Gene Ontology annotation, biological process: regulation of DNA-templated transcription. Gene Ontology annotation, cellular component: nucleus. The coding region runs from base 275 to 1036 and encodes 253 amino acids. NCBI's taxonomy places the organism in Eukaryota, Viridiplantae, Streptophyta, Magnoliopsida, Cucurbitales, Cucurbitaceae. The record is from RefSeq and is a predicted model, not a curated record.
UUUUACCUUUCUCCUCCGGUUCAAGUCCGCGUUCAUUUCUCUUUCUCUCUCUUCCUUCCACUGUGUGUCGUCGCUCAGAGGUCAAAUAUUUGGCUGUUUUUUCCCUCCUUUUGCUUUCCCUUCUCUCUUCUUCCUCGCCAUGCCUCUCGAUCUGUAAUUCAUUUUCUUCUUUUCUCUUUCUCAAUUCUUAUCCUUAUCUACACACUUCUCUGCUCUCUUUAUCGCACUUCUGGAGCUUCAAGUUCUAGUUUCUCAAGGUAAGAGUUGGUAGGCUAUGGACGGGGGUGCUCCGUACAAUCCACGUACCGUGGAAGAGGUGUUUAGGGAUUUCAAGGGCCGUAGAGCUGGUUUGAUUAAGGCUCUAACUACUGAUGUUGAAGAGUUCUACCAGCAAUGUGAUCCUGAGAAAGAAAAUCUCUGCCUUUACGGAUUUCCUAGUGAGCAGUGGGAAGUCAAUUUACCUGCGGAAGAGGUGCCUCCAGAGCUUCCAGAACCUGCACUGGGUAUAAACUUUGCUAGAGACGGGAUGCAAGAAAAGGAUUGGCUAUCCUUGGUUGCAGUGCAUAGUGAUGUUUGGCUGCUUUCUGUGGCAUUUUAUUUUGGAGCUAGGUUUGGAUUUGAUAAGACAGAUAGGAAGCGUCUAUUUAAUAUGAUAAAUGAUCUUCCAACAAUAUUUGAAGUGGUGACAGGGACAGCCAAAAAACAAGUUAAGGAUAAAUCAUCAGUUUCAAAUCAUAGCAGUAAUAAAUCUAAAUCAAAUCCAAAGCGGAGUUCCGAACCUCAAAUAAAAAGUGCGAAAGCUGUUCAAUCGAAAGACGAGGAUGAGGAAGGCUUGGAAGAGGAAGACGAAGAAGAACAUGGAGAAACACUUUGCGGAGCUUGCGGAGAGAAUUAUGCAUCUGAUGAGUUCUGGAUUUGCUGUGACAUAUGUGAGAAAUGGUUCCAUGGGAAGUGUGUCAAGAUCACUCCGGCAAGGGCAGAGCACAUUAAGCAGUAUAAAUGUCCAUCUUGCAGCAACAAGCGAAUCCGACCCUGAUGUGUUUACACGGCACGCAUGGUGUAGGUAUUUGCAACAACCUCCCCUCCCUCCCCAAACCAAAGGAAAAAAAGGGAAAAAAAAAGAGAGGAAAAUGAACCAAGAGAUAGUCAAAUGUUGCUUCCCUUAGGAUCUCAGUGUAGACCACUAAUUGUGUAUUAGGAUUAGUUUAAACUUUAAAUUAGGACUGUGGUUAGGUUGGAAAUUUACAUUCUAUGUUAUUUGUGGACAAACUCCUUUCUGUUUGUGUAUUGUAUGAACUACUUGUAUUUUGUAUGUGGUAUAAUAUGUUACUGUCAAAAGUUUAUACUUGUCA